Molecule: messenger RNA, 2450 nt
Organism: Dermacentor silvarum
Lineage: Eukaryota; Metazoa; Arthropoda; Arachnida; Ixodida; Ixodidae
Product: tetratricopeptide repeat protein 38
Exons: 1
Coding region: 200-1663 (487 amino acids)
Molecular function (GO): protein binding
Source: RefSeq, a predicted model, not a curated record
ACACUGUGUAGAACGCGUCGACUGCUUGUGGUAGACGCCUACAUGGCCUCCAACUGUGUUUGUAUCGUCGAUAAGAACUGUGUGAAAUAUGUGAUGCGUUUGUUGCAUUGACAUCAUACGACAGUGCACGGAACCAAUCCAUAACGUGUGAGCCUACUUUGCCAAGUGAGUCUCUUGCGGUUUUGCCCAACUCUGCAUCAUGGCUGCCAAGCUGACGCUGCGGCAAAACUGGCGCGAGUGCGCCGCUUGGAAAGCGGAAAACCUGCCGCUCACCACGACGAACGAUCAAGCCUGCAAGUUGUUCGAUGCGGCGCUUACACAGUACGUGGGCUGGUACGACGACCCGACCCUUGGCGGGUUGUCUGGGACGCUGGAAAGUCUGAAAAAAACGGACCCACACUUCACUAUGGGUCAGGUACUGAACGUCGGUCUGACACUUAUCGGCUCCGGAGACAACGUUGUCAAAAACGCGAACCUGUCCGGUGACCUCGAUGUCCUGGACUCGGUCGCGAGCAAAGGUCGACUGCCGCACCGCGAGCAGCUUCACGUGGACGCCGUGCUUGCGUGGUCCCGAGGCCGGCUGUCGCGCGCGGCGUCGCUCUGGGAGGACAUCCUGAUCGACAACCCGACCGACAUGCUGGCUCUGAAGUUCGCUCACGACACCUACUUCUACCUGGGGUACCAGCGCCAGAUGCGCGACUCCGUAGCGCGCGUGCUACCGCACUGGAAGCCGUCCAUGCCUCUGUACUCGUACCUGCACGGCAUGCUCGCUUUCGGCCUGUGCGAGACCAACCUGUACGACCAGGCGCGCAAGGCGGGCGAAGAGGCGCUGCGGCUCAACCGCCACGACGCGUGGGCCACGCACGCGCUGGCGCACGUGCACGAGAUGCAGACGGACCCGGACGGCGGCAUCGCCUUCUUGAGCCGCACGCUGGCCGACUGGGAGCCGUGCGGCAUGCUGGCCUGCCAUAACUUCUGGCAUUGGGCCGUCUAUCACGUCGAGAAGGGCGAGGUCGAGGCAGCGAUCGACAUCUUCGACGGGCAGGUCUCGAAGCGUCUGCGCGACUCCGGCGCCAUGCUGGACUACGUGGACGCCGCCUCGCUCCUGUACCGACUGCAGCUGCGCGAAGUGCCAAAGCAGAAGCUGGCAACACGCUGGCCGGGCGUAUUCGACGUGGCGCAGACGCACUACGACGACCGCGUGCUGGCCUUCAACCAGCUGCACUUCCUGAUGGCCUUCCUGGGUGUCGGCGACGACGGCACGCAGCUUGUCGACCUGCAGCCGCAGCGAGACCUCGGGCGCCGCGAGGACGGCGGCUGGCCCGCCGACCAGCAGCGCAUCCUGGCCGAAGUGGGCCUUCCCGCGAUGCAAGCAAUGGUGGCUCACAAACAGGGCCGUUUCGACGACGCUGCUGAGAAGCUGGCCGCCGUGCGGUACGAUCUGCUGCGCAUAGGCGGAAGCAACGCGCAGCGCGACGUCUUCGACCUGCUGCUCAUCGACGCGGCCAUCAGGUCCGAGCGGCACACCCGUCUGGCUGAGGCACUGCUCGCCGAACGCAGCCUGUUGCGGCCCCAAUCGCCCAUGCUCAAAAGCCUGAACGAGGCCCUGGCCAAGCGCUGCAGCCCCUCUAAGAAGCCUGCUGGCGCAGCUGCGUUCGUCUAAACAUAUACCGUGCGCACUGAGGGUACUGGAGAGGCAUGCUAAGGACAGACAUUGAAUGCAUCCGUGUUCAGCAAAAGAGAAACGGGGCAGGACCUUUAGUCGUGUUAGCAAAUUUAUUUUUACACUGUAUGCGAACCAGCUCGUGUACUCGGUGAAAUUAUAUAUAAGCUUAUUUUUUAUUGGUACGAGCACAUUUGCGAAUGUGCAUCUAGGCCUCUUAUCCAACAGCCGUCCUUGUACCGUGGUUCAUAUAUAACAUUCCGUUCUAGUAGUAAGACUGUCUUUUAGCGAAAGACAUAUGGCCGCCAGGCGCUCGGAGAUGUAAACCAGCAGGUACUUUGAGCUCAUGCUUUUUUUUUUUUUUAAUGCUUUCGUUGAAGCACAUGCUGUAUCACGGAGAAUGCGCUCGCUCACUCAAUGGCAAGCAUGCGCUGACGGACGUUCUCUCCCACUGGCACACGCCCACAUCCUGCUGCGGAUAGACCCAGCGCGCUGCAGCAAACGGGCGUGCGUUCAGAUGCUCAAUGUUGGUACUCCGGCUAAUCUCACGGGGCAGCAAGUGUCGCGUCAGUAUAUUUCAGACCGAACGAGCUGUGACAAUCGGUUGAAUUGACCCGGGUAGGCUCAUUUUGACGCGUGAAUCCAACCCACUCAAACCGCUCACUGCGCGCCUAAACGAUUGUGCAAGUUUACAGCAGCUGCUGUAUAGACUCAAUCAUAAGUUGAGGCACUGUUCGCCGCCUUUUUCAGAAAAAAAUGUUGGAACAGAUUAAAUAUUUAUACAGAC